Molecule: messenger RNA, 4690 nt
Organism: Uloborus diversus
Lineage: Eukaryota; Metazoa; Arthropoda; Arachnida; Araneae; Uloboridae
Gene: cert
Product: ceramide transfer protein-like
Exons: 13
Coding region: 143-1960 (605 amino acids)
Biological process (GO): ER to Golgi ceramide transport
Cellular component (GO): Golgi apparatus
Molecular function (GO): phosphatidylinositol-4-phosphate binding
Source: RefSeq, a predicted model, not a curated record
UUCGUUUAUAAACAUUUAUAGGGAAUAGUUUAACAAGAUAAUUAAAAUGUCUGUGUUUUGGAAUAGUACAAUUGCUAUAGUAAUGAAAGAAAUGAAUCAACAAUAAUUUUCUCCCUUCGUACAUGUUAUAAAUAUAGUGCAAAUGGAAAAAAUGUCUGAUGAUCAUAAUGUGAACAUCAUCAGCGAAGAUGAGGAAGAUAUCGAAAAUGGAUUUACACAACCCGAAUUACAGGGAACUUUAAGUAAAUGGACAAAUUAUAUCCACGGUUGGCAAGAUCGGUACAUCGUGUUAAAGGACGGUACUCUCGCCUAUUAUAAAUCUGAAGAUGAUACAGCUUAUGGUUGCCGUGGUGCGAUUAGUAUUUUCAAGGCUGCCAUUAAACCACAUGAGUUCGAUGAAUGCCGUUUCGACGUCAGUGUGCAUGAUUGUGUGUGGUACCUACGAGCCGAAACACCGGAAGAUAGAAACAGAUGGGUUGAAACUUUGGAAGCUUUCAAGAUGGAUUCUGCUUAUGGCAGUGAGAACAGCCUACGGAGACAUGGUUCAGCAGUUUCAGUCGGGUCUACCAGUUUGUCAAAUGCCAGUAUAUCUUCUUUUAAGAAAGGUCGAGGCUUAAGGGUGAAAUUGGCUGAAAUGGAGACCUUUAAAGACAUUUUAUGCAAUCAAGUGGACACUUUGCAAAGCUAUUUUGAUGUGUGCGCUGAAAUGUUGGCAUCUGGGGAAAGCAACAAUGAUGUACAUAUGGAUGAUAUUGAUGAAGAUUUUGAUGAAAAUAUCCGUGAUCUUCCAACAGAACAAAGAAAUGAUUCACCAUCCCAUCGUUUUAAAGGUCAGCCAUCUAUAAUUACCAAAGAAUUAUUGGCCCAACAUGGCGCUCAUGCAUUAGAUUUCAAAGGAGAAGCUCUGACGUUUAAAGCAACUACAGGUGGCAUUUUAAAUACUUUAUCUCACUGUAUUGAACUUCUGUCCCAGAGGGAAGAGAGUUGGAAAAGAAGGUUGGAAAAAGAAAUAGAUAAAAGAAAAAAGAUUGAAGAAGCUUAUAAGCAAGCACUAUCCGAAGCUAGAUCCAUGCGACCUAUAGUACUUGGUGGACCAGAUUAUGAAGAAGGACCACACUCUAUCAUAAACGAAGAUGAAUUUUUUGAUGCAGUUGAUGCAGCUUUAGACAGAAGUGAACAACAAGAGGAAGAAAAGAAGUUGAGUAGGAGCUAUAGUAAAGAUGAUUCCCACUCUACGUCGCCAUCAUCUGCCAUUCAUCAUCCACUUUGGCCACAAAUUGAAACAAUCACAUUAGAGCAACUACGGUAUGCGAAAAUGGGCGUUGGAGAGGGAGGCUGGCAAUUGUUUGCUGAAGAUGGUGAAAUGAGGAUGUACAGGAGAGAAGUAGAAGAAGGGGGAAUAGUUUGUGACCCCUUAAAAGCUGUUCAUACCGUAAAGGGUGUCACUGGUCAUGAAAUGUGUCAUUAUUUCUUCUCACCUGAGUACCGUUUCGAUUGGGAAACUACUGUUGAAGGUAUGAAGGUCGUGGAAGAGAUUGAUGCCAAAACUCUUAUAUUCCACCAAAUCCAUAAGCGAGUUUGGCCAGCAACCCAGCGAGAUGCUUUAUUUUGGUCUCACAUGCGCCGAGUUCCAAAUGAUGAAGAUCAAGAUGCUCAUGACAUAUGGAUAGUCUGUAACAACUCGACAGAUCAUGAUUCUUCUCCAGUUGGUAAAUGUGUUCGACUAGUGAUGACAGUGUCAUUGGUUUGUCAGACAUUUGUAGAUCCUCCAUCCGAAAAUAAGGAAAUUGGCAGGGAUAAUUUAACUUGCAGAAUCACAUAUUGUUCUAGUAUUAAUCCUGGUGGUUGGGCCCCAGCAUCAGUUUUGAGAGCAGUUUACAAAAGAGAAUAUCCAAAGUUCCUUAAGCGUUUCACGCAGUAUGUUAAAGAUAAGACGGAAGAGAAGCCAAUCAUGUUUUGAAAUGUUUUUCAAAGUGUGCCUCAGGGAGUAUAGUGUUGUGAAGUAUUUUCAUAAAACAGUUUGAUCCAGGGAGUUGAAGCUGAUGGGUUUGAAUAAUCUGAAAUAAGAGUAUGUUUGAAUGUGUAUAGAUCAUUAUUAUUAUUUUUUACUUUUAUUGAGCUUGCCUUAUUUCACUUUGUUUAGUUUUAAAUGCCUCUAAUUUGAUUAAAAUACUCAUUAUAUAAACAUUCCAUUGCAUUAAAAGAUAACUAAAUUUAAGAUAACUAAUAGUUUGAUUGGGGGAAUGCAUAAAUGUAGAAUAUAUUGUAACUUUUUGUAUUAAACUGCAGUGAAUUCUUGCCCAUUAAUAUUUAGGGAUUAAUUGUAUUUCUAUUGAAGAAAUUUCUAAACAAAAAAAAAAAAGUAAAUUGCUAAAUGAGUAAAUAAAUAGCUUUUGAAAUUUUGUUUAACACUAGUAUUGCACAUGUAUGGUUUUGAAGCAUUAAUAAAAUUCCAAGUAAGUUUUAAAAUUCUCUACUUUGCUCCCAUGUUUGCAACUUGUUUAUUCUUUUAGCGAUAGUUGAAUUUUUCUAAAUUUAAAAUUUUAUCUCUACAUGAAUUAUAUAAUAAUUAUAUCGAGUGUGCUAACUAUGCCUGGAAUCAAAAAUGCUGUUGGUUGUUUUGUAUCAUAGUUAUUGGAACUCUUGAAAGUAAUUUAAAGCUUACUGUUAUCCAAGAUGCGAUUACAUUUGGUAGAAAAAUAUAUCCUAACACUAGAACACUAAAACUCCAAGAAAAGCCCUUCCAACCUUGACUAAUUCAAAAUUUCUUUUAUACUUACAAGUAACCCUGCCCAAGUGUGACUCGGCGACUUGAAUAACACUUAGCACAUCAAUAGAACACUUUAAAAUAUCGAGCACUUAUUUUUUUUAUUGGCAAUAAAAAGAUUUUAACAGAUUGAAAUUUACCUCUAAAUAUUGAAUAAUUAUGAUAUUACAGGAUGCAAUAUAGCCUUUUAUUUUAAAUUUUUUUUUUUUAAAAAUUCAAAUAAUGAUUCAAAAUUUGUAAAAAACUUAACAACCUAUAGUUGGCAUGUUGCAGGAUUUUUCUGAAAAUUCUAUAUUUUGGGGUAAAUUAUCCCUUGCAAUCUUAGCCCUUCGUAGGGCUAGUUGCAUAUGAGCAAUUCCAUGUUAGAUAAAUCAUCUUCUUGACCUCACCAUUUCUGAUUUCAACAAAAUUUGACACGAAGGACAUGUAUAACAAAAUAAAUAAUCCUGUCAAUUUUUAGAUUUAUGUUUUGAAAAUUGUUCAAAAUAUAAGCCUGUAAAAAAAACUCAAAAUGUGCGAAGAAGAAAAAAAUGAUAAGUGUGUUCUUACAAAUGACGGUAACUUCUCUCCCGAUUUUAUAGAAUGAAAAUUCAAAAACAAUUGUAAAGUUUAAAAAUAGAGCUUUCUAUAGACACCUCACACAAACUUUCUCGAUUUUUAAGAUCAUUCAUUGUGAAGGGGUUGUAUUGCAGAGGAUGGUUUAUCCCUAUGAAGAGGAUUUUCAGAAAAAUCCUGAAACGCGUCAACUUUGAUUUGCAACCAUAAUUUGAAUUUUGGUACUUGAAAUUAAAAAAAAAAAUUGUACCCUCUAAUAUCCCAAUUAUCCAAUAUUUAGGGGUGAAUUUCACCCCGCUAAAAGUUUUUAUUGCCGAUAUAAGAAAAAUAUGUGUUUAAUGUUUUUGAGUGUUCUAUCAAUGUGCAAAGUUUUGUUCAAAUCGAUGUGCCACACUUGGGUCGAGUUACUUGGAGUAGGACAAUAACAUAAAACCGGGAUUUCACUGCAAAAUUAUUUAUCUUUUUAUCUCCUUUAAAAUAGCUGUUGACUCCCUAGUUUAAACGUCAUGUUAAUGUGAUUGCAUUUUAGAGGAUAUAUGAGCUCUAUAAAUGCCUUUAGGAAUUGAACUUGCUGCCAUCCAAAUAAAGAAUAUUUUGAAAAGAUUGAAAGAGUUUGACGUUUUUGAGCUAAAUUUCUAAACCUUACGUGUGAUUAGAAUUGUCAUUAUAAAUGUCAUUUUAUAAAAUUUCAAGUUGAAAUGUAACCACUUUAAAGAUUUGUUAUUGUAUAUAUGAUGCCGAAUUUAAAAGUUCUUCCUAUUCUGGUCAGUUUUUUUUUUAAUUCCAUUUUUUUAAACUGUGUGGUGUGUUUAUUUUGCUUACUUGUUCUAUCAUGGAUCAAAGAACAUGGGGAAAUAUUUUUAAUUGUAGAUGAAUAUAAUUGCUAAACCUUUGUCAAACAGAUGAGUUGAUGCAUUUGAUUCAAGGCUGAUUCAUAUUUGUUUCACCUUAAAAUGUAAUAUGAUGACUCAUCGAUGGUGCAUGAUAUUUAAAAUACGGCGUAAGUCAUAUCCUUUUGUCCUAAUUAGUUUUGUGUGUCAAACACUUAAAACUACUUUCUAAAUUUCUAAUAGUUUAAACCAGGGGAAGCCCAUGAGGAGUGGUUCUGGGCGAAGACUAGGACAUUGAACUUUGUGGGGAGGGCAGUUUUAGUAGAUAUUUAAUUUCAUUUUGAAGAGUUCUCACUCUUGUGGGGGGAGGGGGGCACCUCUGGUAUAACUUAUACUGUAACUUAGUUUUUGAAAUGUCUUUUCAUUUUCAUCCAAAAAUGUUGAUGAUCCAAGAUGUUUUGAGCAAUUAUCUUUAAUAUGCUUUGCGUAAAAGGUAAUACUUUUAAAUAAUAUUUAUUUGAGUUUUUAAAAUGCUAAA